Molecule: messenger RNA, 387 nt
Organism: Xyrichtys novacula (pearly razorfish)
Lineage: Eukaryota; Metazoa; Chordata; Actinopteri; Labriformes; Labridae
Source: the annotation of a GenBank genome assembly
AUGGAUUGCAUGACUGAUGCGAAGAGGGCGCAUCGAGGGUCCCCGGGUCAACCAGCGCUCGACAAGAGGUCAGCAGGGGUCACAGGACUUUCUCCCCCGGCAGACUCAGGAAGCAAAUCAAACUUCAAACAGCGGCUGAUCAUCUGGGGGGUAAUUGCAAAUCUAGUGAAGCCCUCAUUCUACUUGGAGUGGACCCUCUUUCUUUUCACGCCAAACAAGAGGCAGAGGAACCCGUGCAGCAGGAUGGAGAAAACCUGGACCAGAAUGAUAUGCAGCUUCAUCACAUUUGUGAGCGUAUGUGUACGAAGAGCUGGAGUGGCAGCUGACAAACCCAGGACUGCAGCGAGCCAGCUGCCCUCCGAGUACAGUGACAGUCUUUGUCUUUAA